AUGAAGUCCAUCACAGAGACCGUUAUUACCCCUCUCAGGAACAGAACAGGAUCUUGCAGACAGGCUCUAAAAUCUGUCCUGCUUUAUCUCUGGGAUGUUUACUCUGCACCUGCACCUGCUGGCAGACACGUCCUGACUCUACUGUCUCUCUGUAUCACACUCGCCAUUAUCACUGGCGGCCUGCUUCAUCACUGGCUGUCAAACACUCUGAAAUACAACCAUGAAGCGUCCAUUCAGACCACCUGCAUCUACAGUGUGGCCAUGUUCCUGGUCUCCUUCCUGUGUCACCCGCUGCGCUGCGUGCUCACCAUGACUCUGCCCACCGUCUGCACCAAACAGGGACGUAAACUCCUCAUCUCGGCCUCUGUCAUGAUUUUAGUUUUGAACGUCGUCCCUAAUAUCACCGUGAACGUUGGGGUGGUCGCACGCAUCUUGAAGUGCACCGCUGAGGGUUUUACCAAGACUUUACUGAACUCAUCUGAACCGUUGAACAAAGCAAAGCGAGACCUUGUUGAGGAAGCCAUCAAAGUGAAAAGGGAAGACUUGAGCAUCGUCACCAACUUGAGGAAGUUAGAUCAUUUCACACAUGUUAAUGUGUCAGAAGUCAAAAGCAGGUUUACUAAGAUGAUUGGGCAGAUAGAGGUCAACUUCUCACAUGCCAGGAACCUGAUAAAAGAAUACAAACUGCUGUCAAACCGGAUCCUUGCUGCCAUUUUUGUUGCUUUACUAAUAUUUGAAUCUGCACGCUACUUAAAAUCUUAUCUGACAUCAGUUCAAUUUGAUAAUGGUUACAUCUCCAAAGAGCUCCUGGAUAAAGCGACUCCUGCUGGCAACAAAAAGACAGCUAAAAAUAAAAAGUAUCUGACGAGAUACAAAAUAACAAGUGAUGAAUGUACCUCUUGCUUCAUAGCACUGGUUGUGGUAACAUUAUAUUUCAUUGCAAUAACGUUAAUAGUAGCUUUGGAUCAUGUUGUGUAUCAUAUAGUUCAGGUAAUUGUGCCGUGGUUACUGGAUUUUCCACCGACAUCUGCCAGCAUAAAUGUGAAUUAUAAGGUCCACUGGUUCCCCCCUGCUUUUUGUAUCAUCCCACAAUCCUGUGUCACGCGGGAGCUCACAAACUUCCACAGGGAAUACAAGUGGACCUUUAACCCCGAGCCAUCGCUCUGUGAUGUGUCAACUUCAGCUCCGAACCAAGGAGUCAGGCUCCUGCUGGGUUGUCUCUGGCUGAUGAGCUACUCUCUGGUGUUCCUCGAGGUUUACGCCAGACGGCUGCGCAGGAAAAUCUCUGCAUCCUUUUUUAGAGAGCAGCAGGAGAGGAGAAUGGAUUACCUGAUGAAGAAAAUACAAGUGAAGCUGAAUAAAAAAGAGCAAAAAGAGACAGUUUCUGUUGAGGUUGCCCAUGGCUGA
Morone saxatilis (striped sea-bass) is the source of this 1407-nucleotide messenger RNA. It is a transcript of the gene ocstamp, whose product is annotated as osteoclast stimulatory transmembrane protein. The transcript has 3 exons. The coding region runs from base 1 to 1407 and encodes 468 amino acids. The record is from RefSeq and is a predicted model, not a curated record. Lineage: Eukaryota; Metazoa; Chordata; Actinopteri; Moronidae. Gene Ontology annotation, cellular component: membrane.